Molecule: messenger RNA, 1797 nt
Organism: Microthlaspi erraticum
Lineage: Eukaryota; Viridiplantae; Streptophyta; Magnoliopsida; Brassicales; Brassicaceae
Source: the annotation of a GenBank genome assembly
AUGGCUGAGAAGUUGCUUAUCCUUGUUUUACUUACUAUCCUGAGUCGACAUGCAAAUUCUGGCUCUAUUGUCAAGUUUCUUCCUGGUUUUGAAGGUCCUCUCCCCUUCGAGCUUGAAACCGGGUAUAUCGGUGUUGGUGAAGAAGAGGAAGUGCAAUUGUUUUACUACUUCAUCAAAUCUGAGAAGAAUCCAAAAGAGGAUCCUCUUCUUCUCUGGUUAUCCGGAGGACCUGGCUGCUCAUCUCUCACUGGUCUUCUUAUUGAAAAUGGGCCUCUGAAAUUCAAAGUCGUGGAUGACUACAAUGGAAAUAGCCCCACUCUGAUUUCUACUACAUAUUCAUGGACCAAGGUGGCCAACAUAAUAUACUUGGACCAGCCUGUUGGGACUGGUUUCUCCUACGCAAGAACUCCAUUUCUUGAUACACCUAGUGACACUGGAGAAGCUAAGCGGAUCCAUGAAUUUAUUCGUAAGUGGUUUAGCGAGCAUAUAGACUUUAUUACGAAUCCUUUCUAUGUCACUGGAGAUUCUUAUUCUGGUAAGGUUAUUCCAGCCACCGUUCAAGAGAUCUCCCAAGGAAAUGAUCUUGGCUUUAAACCUAAACUUAAUCUUGAGGGUUAUGUGUUGGGAAAUCCGGUAACAGACAUGGAAUUUGAGCAUAACCAGCGGAUUCCAUAUGCUCAUCGAAUGGGAUUGCUCUCUGAUGAACUCUACGAGUCGUUAGAGAAAAGUUGCAAAGGAAAUUAUUAUGAGAAUAUAGAUCCACAUAACACAGAAUGCUUGGAACAUUUUGAAGAAUAUACAAAGUGUACUUCUAGAGUAAAUUGGCCUCUCAUUACAAUGCCACGGUGUGAAGUCGCGUCAGCUCCAAGAAGAAACAUCGAAGUACUCCUCCUUGCAAACCUUUCGAUUCCAUCUACUGAUGAUUGCUAUAUAUAUACAGAAUUGAUAUCUUCACAUUGGACCAAUGAGGAGCGCGUGCUUGAAGCACUUCAUGUGGUAGAGGGAAGUGUAGAAAAUUGGGUACGAUGUACUGAUGAUGAUAUGCCAUAUAAUAUCGACAUUAAAAGCAGCGUACCAUACCAUAUGAAUAACAGCAUCAAAGGCUACCGUUCUCUAAUCUACAGCGGUGACCACGACCUGGUGGCGCCUUUCAUAUCAACAGAAGCAUGGAUCAGAUCUCUCAAUUAUUCAAUUACUGAUAAGUGGAGGCCAUGGAUGAUACGUCAUCAAGUUGCUGGUUACACUCAGACUUAUGCUAAUAACAUGACAUUUGCUACUAUCAAAAACGAGCGUGGUCAAGUUGAUCUCUGGUCUGAGAAAUGUCUCCCACCACCGCCAGGAACAGUCCACAUAAGGAUUCCUCGAAUACAUUCGGUUGCUAAGAGAUUUGGAAUAGAUUAUGCACCUGCAAUGGUUGGUUUCGGGUACAGAAGUGGACGUGCUAAUCCUGUUUAUGAAGGCAUAUGCAGAAGAACAAGAAAAGAGAGAAGACGAAAUGAGGCAGAAGCAGCUUCGAGAUGGUAUCAGCUUCUGUUGUCUAUCUUAACCCGAGAAAGUUUGAAAAACCGUUACGCCGAUAACUCAAAGGAGGUCGAAACGAGGAGUUUGGUAGCGAAAACAGAGACGGUCGUGAGGGCGGAGGAUGUGAAAUCACCUAAAAAGCAGGGAGGGGUUAAGAGAGGAAGAGAGUCUCGUAGUGAAGACGAAAGCCAUGAGCAAGAAACGUUUGCUGAAGAGACCUGUGUGAAAACCAAACGCUGCAAAUGUGGCUUUUCUGUCCAAGUUGAACAGAUGUAA